Molecule: messenger RNA, 550 nt
Organism: Ixodes scapularis (black-legged tick)
Lineage: Eukaryota; Metazoa; Arthropoda; Arachnida; Ixodida; Ixodidae
Exons: 5
Coding region: 1-546 (181 amino acids)
Biological process (GO): symbiont-mediated perturbation of host defenses
Molecular function (GO): amine binding
Source: RefSeq, a predicted model, not a curated record
AUGUUUGUCAUAAUUCAUGCCAUGCUCGCUCUUCUGGGUUUGAACUGCUAUGGCGCCACUGUCACUUACCCUGAAAGAAAUCCGUUGCUGGGCAAAUAUCAGGACGAAUCACAGUGCUUUCCACUCCAAGAGACCUGGUACAUGUUGUACAGGAACUAUGCGUUCGACCCGGCAUUUGGUGGCACUGCUAAAUGCGUUCGAUUCACAAAUGCUGGUCCAGAAGUAAACGGCGCAUACCCGCUCGUCAUCAGUUUUGGAAACAGUUCGAAUUCCGUCACAGCAACUCUUGGUUCAUCACCGGGGUAUACUGCCAAAAACAUUAUAAACCUAAAGUCUGAAGGGCAAAACACCUCCCUUUCGGUGUACGAUGGCUAUAUGAUGUGCAAGGAGUGCGCUAUACUUAGAUUUCCUUAUGCAAAUGAAAACGCAUGCGGCCUCCUCGUUCCCGAAAGUCAACUUGGCAAAGACAUCACCUGCUGCAGAUUUGUCUUUGAUCUCAUCUGCGGCACCACUCCAAAAUACAUAAUCUACGACGAAUCCUGCUGAACAA